UGGCGGCGCAGUGGCGGUGAAUGCUGCCGGCGUGCAAGUGCGUCCAAUGUCGCAAAUGUAUGCGAAUGGUGGGGUUAGUGGUCAGCCAUUACCGCUGCCACUGCCGUCACAGCAACAGCCGCAAACACAGCAGCAGCUUAUGGAUAGUGCGCUGAUGAGCGCGGCAGGCGAUCAGGCUGCAUUGUUAGCGCAAGCGCCAAUGCCGGUAUCCAAUGUGACUGAUCAGCAGUUGCAAGCCGCCCAAGCGGACGAUGAACCGCUGCCUGCUGGCUGGGAAAUACGCUUCGAUCAGUACGGCCGCCGCUAUUACGUCGACCACAAUACGCGUUCCACCUACUGGGAGAAACCGACGCCACUACCGCCCGGUUGGGAGAUACGCAAAGAUCCACGCGGCCGUGUCUACUAUGUGGACCACAAUACGCGCACAACCACCUGGCAGCGACCGAACAGCGAGCGUCUUAUGCAUUUUCAACAUUGGCAAGGACAGCGUGCGCAUGUCGUUGCACAGGGUAAUCAACGUUUCCUCUACUCACAGCAACAACAACAGCCUACAGCGGUGACGGCCACCGUGACGCAAGACGAUGAGGAUGCCUUGGGACCGCUGCCCGAUGGCUGGGAAAAGAAGGUGCAAUCGGAUAAUCGUGUAUACUUUGUGAAUCACAAGAAUCGCACGACACAGUGGGAGGACCCGCGCACGCAGGGUCAAGAAGUUAGUUUAAUGAACGAGGGUCCACUACCGCCCGGCUGGGAGAUACGCUAUACCACUACAGGUGAACGCUUCUUUGUCGAUCACAAUACACGUCGCACCACCUUCGAUGAUCCACGUCCGGGCGCACCCAAAGGCGCUAAGGGUGUGUAUGGCGUGCCACGCGCCUAUGAGCGUUCCUUCCGUUGGAAGCUCUCACAAUUCCGCUACCUCUGCCAGAGUAAUGCUUUGCCGUCACACAUUAAAAUAACCGUGACACGACAGACGCUUUUCGAAGAUUCAUACCACCAAAUUAUGCGUUUGCCUGCCUAUGAGCUGCGACGUCGCCUCUAUAUCAUUUUCCGUGGUGAGGAGGGUCUCGACUAUGGUGGUGUGUCGCGUGAAUGGUUCUUUUUGCUAUCACAUGAGGUGCUCAAUCCCAUGUAUUGUCUCUUCGAGUACGCCAACAAAAACAACUAUAGUUUGCAAAUCAAUCCGGCCUCGUAUGUGAAUCCAGAUCACUUGCAGUAUUUCAAAUUUAUUGGCCGUUUCAUAGCGAUGGCAUUGUAUCAUGGUCGUUUUAUAUAUUCCGGAUUCACAAUGCCCUUCUACAAGCGUAUGUUGAACAAGAAAUUAACUAUAAAAGACAUUGAAACCAUCGAUCCGGAGUUUUAUAAUUCGCUUAUUUGGGUGCGUGACAAUAAUAUUGACGAGUGUGGAUUGGAGCUUUGGUUUAGCGUCGACUUUGAGGUGCUUGGACAGAUAAUACAUCAUGAAUUGAAGGAAAAUGGCGAAAAAGAACGAGUGACGGAGGAGAACAAAGAGGAAUAUAUAACACUCAUGACUGAAUGGCGGAUGACGAGAGGUAUUGAGCAGCAGACAAAAACGUUCCUGGAAGGCUUCAACGAGGUGGUGCCGCUCGAAUGGCUAAAGUAUUUCGACGAACGUGAAUUGGAGCUCAUAUUGUGCGGCAUGCAAGAUGUAGAUGUAGAUGAUUGGCAACGGAAUACGAUUUACAGGCAUUACAAUCGCAACUCCAAACAAGUGAUGUGGUUCUGGCAGUUUGUGCGCGAUACGGACAAUGAAAAGCGUGCACGCUUGCUGCAAUUUGUUACGGGUACGUGUCGUGUGCCCGUCGGCGGUUUUGCUGAGUUAAUGGGCUCCAAUGGACCACAACGCUUUUGCAUUGAAAAAGUGGGCAAAGAAACAUGGUUGCCGCGAUCGCAUACCUGCUUCAAUCGGUUGGACUUGCCGCCAUAUAAGAGUUACGAUCAGCUAGUGGAGAAAUUGACAUUUGCCAUUGAAGAGACUGAAGGCUUCUGCCAGGAGUAGAGCGGAAAGCGGCGUGGAGUGACCAUUGUGUACAAGGGUGUAAAGAGGACGUCGAAGCAGUUGUGGGCGGCACUCUUGUUGAGUGUGUGGUGUAAUUGGCAACCAAAUAAAGAUUUAAAUAAAGCAGCUAAGCUUUAAUGGAAAAUCUUGGCAUAGAAAGAGAGAGAGAGAGAGAGAAAGAGAGAUCAAGUGUGCAUGAUUCGCAAAUCAUUUCAACGAGUAAGCGAGCAAAAGAGAGAGAGCGAGAGAGCUAGCGAUAAUGCUGUUGUAAUAAGUUCUAAUUAAAAUUACAAAUAAAUAAAUAAAGAACUAUAUUAUUAGAAAAAAUUUA
Messenger RNA from Rhagoletis zephyria (snowberry fruit fly), 2348 nucleotides. Its product is annotated as E3 ubiquitin-protein ligase Su(dx)-like. Gene Ontology annotation, cellular component: cytoplasm. Gene Ontology annotation, biological process: proteasome-mediated ubiquitin-dependent protein catabolic process; protein ubiquitination. Gene Ontology annotation, molecular function: ubiquitin protein ligase activity; protein binding. The record is from RefSeq and is a predicted model, not a curated record. Lineage: Eukaryota; Metazoa; Arthropoda; Insecta; Diptera; Tephritidae.